AUGCCCAAAAAUGGUGAAGACUGGCUUCUAGUCAGUGACAUGGUGGCUAAUAACCAAAGACUACUUGUCUUCACUUCAAUUCAGUCCAAGGAAGCAAGCGAAGGAAUUUCUUACCAGGGGAACUACAUGGUCGAAACUCAAUAUGGGGAUAGUGGAAUGCAAGCAGGAAGUUGCUCGAACAGGGUAGAGUCGUCAAGUCUAGACGACAAGACUAAGUCGUUGGUAUUGGUAAAUUACUUUCAUUCAAUGUCAAGCAAAGAGAAGACAUGCGAGGACAACUCUGGAGAUCUGAUUAACAUGCUUCGUACUUGCUAUGCAGCUGCUGGUAACGGUUGGGCUAACUUUGUUGCUGUUGAUUAUUACAAGAGGAGUGAAGGAGGAGGAUCAUUCCAAGCUAUCGAUACUUUGAAUAGGAAGAUGUUAUGUGGAUAUGAUGAUAUUCAUGCAUGUGUGGCUGGAAAAACUUUAGGUGCCUGCACACCAUAA
This is a messenger RNA of Gossypium arboreum, 486 nucleotides long. Its product is annotated as PI-PLC X domain-containing protein At5g67130-like. The transcript has 4 exons. Gene Ontology annotation, molecular function: phosphoric diester hydrolase activity. Bases 1 to 486 code for a protein of 161 amino acids. NCBI's taxonomy places the organism in Eukaryota, Viridiplantae, Streptophyta, Magnoliopsida, Malvales, Malvaceae. The record is from RefSeq and is a predicted model, not a curated record. Gene Ontology annotation, biological process: lipid metabolic process.